Molecule: messenger RNA, 1936 nt
Organism: Pseudophryne corroboree (corroboree frog)
Lineage: Eukaryota; Metazoa; Chordata; Amphibia; Anura; Myobatrachidae
Gene: TBP
Product: TATA-box binding protein
Exons: 8
Coding region: 243-1139 (298 amino acids)
Biological process (GO): DNA-templated transcription initiation
Molecular function (GO): DNA binding; RNA polymerase II general transcription initiation factor activity
Source: RefSeq, a predicted model, not a curated record
GGUUGCUGCGCGUGUGAUGCGACUUUGUUGAGCGCUUGCGCACACGCUGUUGGCACCGCCGUUUCUGUAUAGUGUGAAGGAACCUAGACUGUGCGCAGAGUGUGAGCGCGGGUUUCUGUGAGUGGACAUGCUGUUGUGCAGUUUGGGGAGCUGUUGGGAUGAUUUGAGAGAACCCAUUUUCCGAUCCAGAAGGUUGAUCGUUUAAAUUGACCUGCUUUUCUUAGAAGUGUGCAACAAAGAGUAUGGAUCAAAACAACAGUUUGCCCCCUUUCCAGGGGCUGGCAUCACCCCAGGGAGCAAUGACUCCCGGAAUCCCAAUAUUCAGUCCAAUGAUGCCAUAUGGAACUGGCUUGACCCCACAGCCUGUACAAACCACCAACAGUUUAUCAAUUCUUGAAGAACAGCAGAGGCAGCAACAACAGCAGGCACAACAGUCUACAUCCCAGCAAGGCACUCAGGGGUCAGGCCAAACUCCACAACUGUUCCACUCACAGACUCUAACAACAGCGCCUCUCCCAGGCAACACCCCACUAUAUCCCUCACCAAUGACACCCAUGACUCCAAUUACCCCAGCCACGCCUGCCUCAGAAAGCUCUGGGAUUGUACCUCAGUUGCAAAACAUAGUGUCCACAGUGAAUCUUGGCUGCAAAUUGGACUUAAAAACAAUUGCACUUAGAGCUCGAAAUGCUGAGUACAAUCCUAAGCGUUUUGCUGCCGUUAUCAUGAGAAUAAGAGAGCCACGUACAACAGCACUUAUAUUUAGUUCGGGCAAAAUGGUUUGCACAGGAGCUAAAAGUGAAGAGCAGUCACGGUUAGCAGCCCGAAAGUAUGCUCGUGUUGUACAGAAGUUGGGGUUUCCUGCAAAGUUCUUAGAUUUUAAAAUUCAAAAUAUGGUUGGGAGCUGUGACGUUAAGUUCCCAAUCAGAUUAGAAGGAUUGGUCCUUACACAUCAACAGUUCAGCAGUUACGAGCCAGAGUUAUUUCCAGGUCUUAUCUACAGGAUGAUCAAACCAAGAAUCGUACUUCUGAUUUUUGUUUCUGGAAAGGUUGUAUUAACUGGUGCUAAAGUUCGAGCCGAGAUCUACGAAGCGUUUGAAAAUAUAUAUCCUAUCCUAAAAGGCUUUCGGAAGACUACAUAACAGCUGCUAUUACCAUUCUAACUUUGUAAAUGUGUUAUGUAAUAUAAAAGCUCUUUUUUUUUAAAAUUGGCAAGGUGCACCAUUAAAGAGAUGGACUCUUUUUACUUCUGGUGUUCCACGGACUUCAGUAUGUUCCUGUCCCAUUAAUCUUUCACACACCUUUUAUAAAUAUUUUUUUUUAAUUAUUAUAUGUAACUGCCAAAUGUUUGCUUAAGAUUUUAUGUGGAAGUCUUUUGACUUUUAAUUUAAUUUAAUUUUUUUUAAAUAUCCAGUUUUAUGAAAAUUGUUAGUUAAUAUAGUAUCUAUUUGAUUGUAAAUGAAAGGACAGUAGUUGGGCCAUGAUGUGUGAAUUGCAGCACCAAAGUAUUUCUCUAAACUGUUUGCUGGAAUCUUUACCCAUGAAGUAUAAAAUUUGGGAUCCGCAGAGGACCCAACCAUUGUAAAUAUGUUUCAGAUAAGUGUUCUAAAUUAUACUUAAUGGGUAUAUUGAUAUUUUUAAACUUUCAUGUUUUAGUAUAUUAUUAGGAAGUCCUCUAAUCCUCUUAAAUUUUAGUAUCAAACAGGUUCAGUUUGAAUGUGGUACAGACAUUUUUAAGACUUUUUUUUUUUUUUUCUGUUUAUUACCAUGGCCACUAAAAACCGUUACACUAGGUUUUGCUACUAAAGCCACCAUUGUAUAUUACUUGCUCCAACUCAAAUUUUAUUUUUAUUGUAAAGCUGUAACAUUUUUGUGCCAGAAACAUUCCUGAAUUUCAAUGUUCAGCUCGGCAAAAUAAAUGUUUUCGCUUUAUUUGAAA